Molecule: messenger RNA, 861 nt
Organism: Pelecanus crispus (Dalmatian pelican)
Lineage: Eukaryota; Metazoa; Chordata; Aves; Pelecaniformes; Pelecanidae
Source: RefSeq, a predicted model, not a curated record
AUGACUCUUCUUCAGCCUUCCAAUGCCUUGGUACUUUGGCUUUCACUGUUGAUAGUAAUAAGUUCAGUUAACACAGAUAAACCUGAAAGGAAAAUUUAUUCCUGCCCAGUAAUUCAGUGCAGUGCUCCUGUGGUCAAUGGCUUACCAGGCAGAGAUGGAAGAGAUGGUCCCAAAGGUGAAAAGGGAGAACGAGGAGAAGGAUUGAGAGGUCUACAGGGUUUCUCUGGAAAAGCAGGACCUCUGGGAAUAAAGGGAGAUUUAGGACCACAAGGAGAAAAAGGAGAAUGUGGAAUUGUAGUAACUGAUGACCUGCAGAGAGAAGUAACUGCUUGGGAAACAAAAGUACAGGCUUUGGAGGCUGAAUUAAAUAGAUACAAAAAAGGAUCCAUCUCUGACCAGGUGAAGAUCAGCUGUACUCUACCUGCAAAAGAGACCAGAUGCUCGCAGAAACAUAGAGCGUACACACAGCUAGAAAAUUAUAUUAAGGUCUCACAGGACUCUCUGGAAGCUUUAUGGGGCCUCCUGGAAGAGAUGGUCUUCUUUGGCUGCAAGCUACCUGAUUCUCUGGACACUGAACUCUGCAAUGUUUUAGUAAAUUUGAAACACCAGCUUUCCAGACUUGAAAGCUUGCUUGCUUUGAAUGGGAAAAUAAGAAAAGUAGGAGAGAAAAUACUUGCCAGCAAUGGGAAGGAAGUUGAUUUUGCAUCUGCACUAGAAUUCUGUGAAGAGGCUGGAGGAACUCUUGCAACUCCCAUGAAUGAGGAGGAGAAUGAAGCUAUUUUGGGUAUUGUGAAACAGUAUAACCGAUAUGUUUACUUGGGCAUUAAAGAGGGUGAGGCUUCAGGUCAAUCACUCUACUAA